AUGCAUAUAGAGUGGGCACGACUAAGGACCUUCUCGAAUUUCCAAUUCACUAUGGAUGUCAGUAUCAUUCAACUGGCACGUGCAGGAUUCUUCUUGAGUGACAAUGACUGUGUCACAUGUUAUUCAUGUAAUAUCACACGGACAAGCUGGGAUGAUAAAGAAGAUCCGGAUAUUUAUCAUCGGAAAGUGUCACCAACUUGUAACAGCGUGGAAGGACCGUGUAGUAGAAAUAUUCCAAUUACUCGUGAUUCAGACGUAACAGUAGCGCCGGAAGUAAAUCAUGUACCGGAAGCUGACCGAAGUGAAAAUGUCUCUGAAACGUCGAAUAGAUACGAUAUCUUCACGGAUAAUCAGCCGAACUGUGCACGACCCCAUCAUGAAAAAGAUGGACACCAGUUGAGAGGUCCAGGGUAUAAGCCAUGUGGCGCUAACCAUGCAGUUUCAUCACCUGACGAUACAACAAGAGAUCCUCAUGAUGUGACACGGGUCGAGGACACAUCAGCGGAGACUAACCACACAGCAUCACAAGCAGAUAGUAUACCAAUGGGAGUAAACCACAAUGCGCCGCAAUUUAGAAAUGAAAGUGACAUUCCAAGUAGUAUAGCAUCGCCUGUGUCGGACCCAUUCUGUGUAAGCUUUACCAAACCGAAAUAUCCGGCUUACGCCGUGCUCAGUGUGCGUGAGGCUUCAUAUGACGCAUGGCCGAAACACCUUACGCAGACAAGGAAGAAGAUGGCAGAAGCAGGAUUUGUCUACACGGGACACUCCGACUACACUCGCUGUUUCUUUUGUGGGGGUGGACUUCGAAACUGGGAACCCUGGGAUGAUCCAUGGGGAGAGCAUGCGCGAUGGUUUCCGAGAUGUGUGUAUUUACUCCAGAACAAGGGCAAUGACUUUGUUCGAAGCAUCAAACAGUCUUGUUCGUCUUCGUGUGAGAAAAACACCAGUGAAGCAUCGUCAGAUACUGAAAGUGAGCUUGCCACAGACAUUUGGAGACAUGCAGCUGUUCAGAGUUUGUUGAACAUGGGUUAUAAGAAGGCUGUGGUAGAAAGCGCCGUCUGUUCUCUAAUCAACCACAAAAUUAUCUCAACAGGUUUACGAGAUAUUGAAGCAGCAGAUAUACUUGACGAGGUAUUCCGAAUAGAAGAAACAGAAGACAGAAGUCACAUGUCUGAUCCAAGGUCCAUCCAGAGAACGAGUGACACGCAUCCUGACACGUCUUCUAAUUCUGAGGACACAGAAAUCCAACGUUUAAUGUUUGAGAACCAAAAGUUGAAAGAAAUAUCAACAUGCAAAGUCUGUUGUGAAGUCGAGGUCGCUGUGGUGUUUCUACCCUGUGGUCAUUUCGUUUGUUGCUCCCAGUGCGCUCCGGCCAUGGUUAAAUGUCCAGCGUGUAAGGUGACCAUACGAGGUUCAAUCAAAACCUUUCUCGUGUAA
Ylistrum balloti is the source of this 1437-nucleotide messenger RNA. Its product is annotated as baculoviral IAP repeat-containing protein 7-like. Gene Ontology annotation, biological process: positive regulation of protein ubiquitination; regulation of cell cycle; negative regulation of apoptotic process. The transcript has 4 exons. Gene Ontology annotation, molecular function: ubiquitin protein ligase activity; cysteine-type endopeptidase inhibitor activity involved in apoptotic process. The coding region runs from base 1 to 1437 and encodes 478 amino acids. The record is from RefSeq and is a predicted model, not a curated record. Gene Ontology annotation, cellular component: nucleus; cytoplasm. NCBI's taxonomy places the organism in Eukaryota, Metazoa, Mollusca, Bivalvia, Pectinida, Pectinidae.